UACUACAUCUCAGCGUUACGCCUUCUCAGCACAAAACACCGCCGCCGCGGCUGCAGCAGCAGACGCUAACGCUGACGCCAACGUCGACGUCGACGUCAACGCCGCCGCUUUACUCAAAAAAGCUGCUGACUCAAACAAAUUUUCAAAUGGAGACGAAGAACCCGCCCACAGUCACCAGCAGCUAUCACCAUCAGCGAGCGCCGCGUACGCCGGAGAGCUACUUCAAUGUGCCGGAGUCGGUGGCGCUGCUGAACAUUGUCAAAUCGGAGCGCAUCCAAAGCGCCUUCCAAUCGAACCGCAAGAAUCAUGCGAGUGUGUGGGAAAUGGUUGCCGAGGUCCUAAAUCGAUUCAGCGCCCGAAAACGAACCGCAAAACAAUGCUGCAAUCGCUACGAGAAUCUCAAGAAGAUCUACACACAGCUCAAAAAGAAUCCCGAACGUCAUGUGCGUCGCAAUUGGCCGUACAUGUUCCUGUUCAAGGAGAUCGAGGAACAGCGCGGCGAGUGCUGGGGAUCGAAUGGCAAACGUUUGGCCCUCAUCUCCAAGAAUCACAAUGAAUUGUCCUACUAUCAGCGACGUCGCCAGGCCGCCGAACUGGGCGUGCUGCUCAACAAGGACAAUCUGACGCCACAUCAGCACAAUCUGUUGCAGAGUCUCAGUCAUGCCGCCCACUCGACGGACUCCUCACAGAGUGGGGCCAGCAAACUGGAACGCUUCCUGCCCAAUCACUUUGUGGAGACCCAGUUGAACGAGGCGCCCGUCGGAAUGCCCGGUCUGCCCUCGCAAGUUGGCUGCUACGAUGACAAUCCUCUUCAGCUGCAGGUUGCCGGCGCUGUGGCAGCCGCCGCCGCAGCUGCCGCGGUAGCAGCUCAACUCCAGGGCAAUCCCAGCACCGCUCUCAACGAGGAGGAACCUCAGCACAAUCAACACAACCACAAUCACAAUCACAACCACAGUCACAAUCAUAGCCACAAUCUCAGUCACAGUCACAAUCUCAGUCACAAUCAGAAUCACAGUGCCGCAUUUAAGGAUCACGAGCCGCCCGAGGCGCCGGACUAUGACAAGGACUGCAACGGAGCGCUCAACUUGCACCACAACAACAGCAGCACCACCAACGACAACAACAUAUCCAUGAAUCUUGCUUGCAGAUCCGAGCCGCUCUCUGAGGGGGAAUUCAAUCCGGACGACAUUCAGCUCAUGCAGACGAAUUACAAUGGUGCCCAGAACUUUUACUCGCCGAGCAUCGAUCAGAACAUAUUGCAUCCGGACGUGAUUGUGGACACGGACAAUUUGUCCGAUUGCAGCUCGUCGGCAUCGUUGAAGAGCAUCGACAACAAGCGGAAGCUCUCCACGUCCACCGAUGGCGACAGCACCAACUACGAGCUCAUCGAGUAUCUGAAGCGACGCGAGAAACGCGACGAAGAGCUGCUCAAGCGGAUGGAUGCACGCGAGGAGCGAUUGAUGCAGUUGCUGGAGCGCACCGUGAUGGCCAUCGAGACGCUAGCUGCCGGCAAGGCGGCGAUGUCCUCCUCAGUCUCCGUUAACGCCUCCACCACCACCACCUCCUCCUCUUCUUCUUCCUCAGCGGCAUCCUCGUCAUCCUGCACAGCAACAACAGCAGCUCCACUCAAGGAAGCAUCUGCAAGUCAAGCUCCAGCUCCAACUCAAUCUUCUCAAUCCGCCGUUGCAGUCGAUGUUGACAUGGAGCCGAUUGAUGCUGAUGCAGACGAGGACGAGGCGGAUCCAGAUGCCGUUGUUGUUGUGCCCGAUGACAACACCGAUGACACAACGCAACAGGAGGAACAGGAGCAGGAGCAGGCAACGGAGACGUAGACGUAAACGUAAAUGGAAAGAAGUUCCCCGCAGAAAAAGGAAACUGUGCCAAAGACGAGCCAUGCCUCGAAUUUCUAUGAGAUUUGCAAUCGAUUACUUAAUAGCUCUCUCACCAAGUGCUUAAGGAUUCGCCCACAAAACCCCAAUCCCAAAUCCAAACCCAUACCAAACAAAUAACUGUCUGUCUCUCUUGUCCAAGUUGCAUAUUGCCAGCACUAACUUAAUUUUAACAUACAUAUAUAGGUUAAGGUUUUAAUCAAUCAAUCCACUUACCCCAAAAUGCAGCUGACUGCAGACUUGCCUUUUCAAAUCGAAACCAUUUAAGUAGUUAGUAUUUGCGUCACAUUUUUUUGAUCGGGUCUGCAUGUCCGCCUGUCUUUUUUUUAAUAACCUUUUUUUUAAUCGUUUUUAACCAAAUUAUUCGCGUUUAAGUUGGAGCUAAAAUGGGGCUCAAAUGCAUUUGUGCAGGAACAUAUUAAUAUGUGUGUGUAUGUGUGUGCGUGUGUAUAUUAUGUAUACAUCGAUAAUUUUUUUUAAUUUAGUUAAAUACACAAACA
Molecule: messenger RNA, 2389 nt
Organism: Drosophila sulfurigaster albostrigata
Lineage: Eukaryota; Metazoa; Arthropoda; Insecta; Diptera; Drosophilidae
Gene: meso18E
Exons: 4
Coding region: 147-1832 (561 amino acids)
Source: RefSeq, a predicted model, not a curated record